This is a messenger RNA of Microthlaspi erraticum, 1818 nucleotides long. Lineage: Eukaryota; Viridiplantae; Streptophyta; Magnoliopsida; Brassicales; Brassicaceae. The record is from the annotation of a GenBank genome assembly.
AUGUUCCCAAGACCACCUCCAGCUGUAACUAGAAACAUCUCGAGAAAUUUCUCGGAUCUCAGAAGUCGAUGUUUUUCUUCUCCUCCGACCGCCGGGAGCCACUGCAAACCCAGAGAUGACGUAGCUGUCAUCGCUGAUCUCAUAGAGAAGCAGCACUGGUCAAAGCUCGGAUUUCAUCUGAAAGACGUAAACCCCAACGAGCUUUUCCAACAGUUGAUAAGUUCGGAGCUUGACCCAGAUUUGUGCCUCAGAUACUAUACCUGGUUAGCGAAGAACCGUGACAUCUCUGUUUCGCUAGAGCUCACAUUCAAGCUAUUGCAUUCUCUCGCGAAUGCGAAAAGGUACUCAAAGCUCCGAUCUUUCCUUGAUGGGUUCGUGAGGAACGGAUCCGAUCAUUCGGUUCACUCGAUUUUCCACUCGAUUUCAAUGUGUGGCAAUGUCUGCGUCAAUUCGAUUAUAGCUGAUAUGUUGGUAUUAGCUUACGCGAACAAUUCGAGAUCCGAGCUAGGAUUUGAGGCGUUUAAGCGGUCAGGUGAUUAUGGUUACAAGUUAUCGGCUUUGUCCUGUAAGCCAUUGAUGAUUGCGUUGCUGAAGGAGAAUCGGUUCGCGGAUGUUGAAUAUGUACAUAAGGAGAUGAUUAGGAGAAAGAUUCAACCAAAUUUGUUCACUUACAACGUCCUGAUCAACGCCUUGUGCAAAACGGGGAAGAUGAACAGAGCAAAGGAUGUUAUGGAGGACAUGGAAGUGUAUGGAGUCUCUCCGAAUGUAGUCAGUUACAACACUCUCAUCGACGGGUACUGUAAGCUUGGAGGGAUCGGGAAAAUGUACAAAGCAGACGCGGUUUUGAAGGAGAUGGUUGAGAGUCAAGUGUCACCGAACUUGACCACGUUCAAUAUAUUGAUUGAUGGGUUUUGGAAAGAUGGGAAUUACUCUGGGAGUGUGAAGGUGUUCAAGGAGAUGUUGGAUCAGGACGUGAAACCGAAUGUGAUCACUUAUAAUUCGCUGAUUAAUGGUUUGUGCAGUGGAGGGAAGAUAAGCGAGGCUAUUGGUAUGCAUGAUAAGAUGGUGAGCGAAGGUGUGGAGCCUAACUUGAUUACUUACAACUCUCUUAUAAACGGGUUUUGCAAGAACAGUAUGGUUAAGGAAGCUCUUGAUAUGUUUGAGUCGGUGAAAGGUCAGGGACUCGUUGUUACUGCUAAAACGUAUAACAUGUUGAUCGAUGCGUAUUGUAAGUUAGGGAAGAUUGAGGACGGGUUUGCAUUGAAGGAAGAGAUGGAACAGGAAGGGAUUGUACCGAACGUUGAAACUUAUAACUGCUUGAUUGGUGGUUUGUGUAGAGAUGAUCAAAUGGGAGAAGCUAAGAAGCUUUUUGAUCAGUUGACUAGUAAAGGGCUUACCGAUCUUGUGACGUAUCACAUACUCAUGGAUGGUUAUUGCAGUAAAGGAGAGUCGAGAAAAGCAGCGACGCUUUUGAAAGAAGGGAUGUUAAAGAUGGGUCUUAAACCGAGACAUCUGACGUAUAACAUUUUGAUGGAAGGUUAUUGUAAAGAAGGAAACCUGAAGGCGGCAACGAAUGUGAGGAAGCAGAUGGAGAAAGAGAGAAGGUUGAGGAUGAAUGUAGCGUCGUAUAAUGUGCUUCUUCAAGGAUAUUCCCAAAAGGGAAAGAUGGAGGAUGCAAACAGGCUUUUGAAUGAGAUGCUGGAGAGAGGUUUGAUACCUAACCGAAUAACGUAUGAGAUAGUUAAAGCAGAGAUGGUAGAUAAAGGUUUUGUUCCAGACAUUGAAGGGCAUCUAUUUAGCGUCUCCACAAGAUCAUAA